Salvia hispanica is the source of this 2079-nucleotide messenger RNA. Its product is annotated as anthranilate synthase alpha subunit 2, chloroplastic-like. Gene Ontology annotation, molecular function: anthranilate synthase activity. The record is from RefSeq and is a predicted model, not a curated record. Gene Ontology annotation, biological process: L-tryptophan biosynthetic process. Lineage: Eukaryota; Viridiplantae; Streptophyta; Magnoliopsida; Lamiales; Lamiaceae.
CUUCUUUCUCAAUCUAAACCAACUCAGUCAUACACUCUCUGAGAAGAGGCAAAAAUCACAUUUUCGACUGUUUUGUAAAUGGAAACCCUAGGUUUUCGCUCUACCAAUCCGCUUCUAGCUCCUCGCCGCACCGCCGCCGGACCUCUAACAGCCUCCUUCAGGACUAGUGUUGCCGUUAAAUGCGGCAUUUCACUUCCAUCGUUGGUGGACCACUCCGUUAAGUUCAAGGAAGCUGCAAAGGAUGGGAAUUUGAUCCCUCUGUACAGACCUAUAUUUUCUGAUCACUUGACUCCAGUGCUUGCAUACCGGUGCUUGGUGAAAGAGGAUGAGAGAGAUGCCCCCAGUUUUCUUUUCGAGUCUGUUGAGCCAGGUUUAAAAGCUUCUAGUGUUGGGCGCUAUAGUGUUAUUGGAGCUCAACCAUCAAUGGAAAUUGUGGCGAAGGAGAACAUGGUGACCAUAGUUGACCACUUUAAGGGAGAGAGGACAGAGAAGUUUUUGGAGGAUCCCAUGGUUGUUCCUCGCAUGUAUAUGGAGAAGUGGAUACCGCAGCGAAUCGAUGAGCUCCCUGAAGCAUUUUGCGGUGGUUGGGUUGGUUAUUUUUCAUACGACACGGUUCGUUAUGUAGAAAAGAAAAAGCUUCCUUUCACAAAAGCUCCUAUGGAUGACAGAAACCUUCCUGAUGUUCACCUAGGCCUUUAUGAUGAUGUAAUUGUUUUUGAUCAUGUGGAAAAGAAAGCAUAUGUGAUACACUGGGUCAGGUUGGAACAGUAUAAAAACGUCGAGGAGGCCUAUCAUGAUGGAAUGAAUAGAUUAGAAGCUUUAGUUUCAAGAGUGCAUGAUAUACAAACUCCUAGGCUUGCUGCAGGUUCAAUAAAAUUACACACUAGCCUUUUUGGUCCCUCUUCGAGCAAGUCCACCAUGACAAGUGAAGAAUACCAGAAUGCAGUAGUAAAAGCUAAAGAGCAUAUCCUAGCAGGGGAUAUCUUCCAGAUUGUCCUCAGCCAGCGAUUUGAACGUCGAACUUUUGCAGAUCCCUUUGAAGUGUAUAGAGCAUUAAGAAUUGUCAAUCCAAGUCCAUACAUGACAUACUUACAAGCAAGAGGCUGCAUCCUUGUUGCUUCAAGUCCUGAAAUUCUCACUCGAGUUAAGAAGGGUAUAGUUACUAACCGGCCUCUAGCUGGAACUAUACGGAGAGGCAAGACAGUACAGGAAGAUUAUAUGCUACAAAAUCAGCUUUUGCAUGACGAAAAACAGUGUGCCGAACACAUUAUGCUUGUUGACUUGGGAAGGAAUGAUGUCGGAAAGGUGUCAAAACCGGGCUCCGUCAAGGUUGAAAAACUGAUGAACAUUGAACGCUAUUCCCACGUCAUGCACAUCAGUUCCACUGUUACUGGUGAGCUUCUACCUAAUUUGACCAGUUGGGAUGCUCUCCGUGCGGCAUUGCCCGUUGGAACUGUCAGUGGAGCUCCUAAGGUGAAAGCUAUGGAAUUGAUUGAUGAACUAGAGGUGACGAGACGAGGGCCUUACAGUGGUGGUAUUGGUGGCAUUUCUUUCUCCGGAGAUAUGGAUAUUGCCUUAGCUUUGAGAACCAUCGUGUUCCCAACCAACAUGAGGUACGACACUAUGUACUCGUACAAGGACAGCGAGAAGCGCCGCGAUUGGGUCGCCCAUCUCCAAGCUGGGGCUGGUAUCGUUGCUGACAGUGAUCCUGCUGAUGAGCAGAGGGAGUGCGAAAACAAGGCCGCUGCUCUUGUCCGUGCCAUCGAUCUUGCAGAGUCAUCAUUCGUCGAAAAGUAACACCUUCUUCAGUUCCCAUACUCCAUCCCACAGAUACCUCGGCAAAUAUAACCUAGUUGUAGAAAGAAAAUUUUCUUUUCACCGUAGGAGUUGGGUUUCCACUCUCUCUCUCUCUCUCUCUCCCUCUCUCUCAAGUUGUAGAUGGAAAAGAUGGCUUAGGAUGGUUGCUUGCUCCAGUUUUUGUUGGACAUUUUGCAAAUCAUGUGAUUCUCAUGUUGUUGCUUGCAAUAUUCUGUUUAUUUAUUACGAGAUGUUGAAAAUUCAAUAAUUACUUUGCAAACA